Molecule: messenger RNA, 5751 nt
Organism: Plasmodium fragile
Lineage: Eukaryota; Apicomplexa; Aconoidasida; Haemosporida; Plasmodiidae
Exons: 1
Coding region: 1-5751 (1916 amino acids)
Molecular function (GO): protein binding
Source: RefSeq, a predicted model, not a curated record
AUGAAAGAAAGGAACAGCAGAAGGAAUAAUCUGAGUGGUGGCGGGAAAAUGGGGGGAAGCCAAAGUGGACGCGCGGGUGGCAACAACCUUACCGGUAGUGCUUUAAGAGGCCGAUCCGAUAAGGCGGGUGACAAGGGCAUUGGCGAUGGUGUUGACCCCCGCUUGGACAACAGCUGCGACGUUGGUUGCAACCCUGUGAGGGAUUCCAUGGACGCGCCCAAGUGUGUCGAUAUAGGAGGAGAGGUUAGUGUAAGUAAAAGUGAAGGGUUAAUUAACCUGAACAAUACGCAGGAGGUAUAUUACGUGGAGGGUAGCGAGGACGCUGUGAUCAAUCCUGAUGUAGAGGAAAAAGGGUCCGAGGAGAGAAGGCUAACGGGUCAGGGAGACGCCGCGGGGACAGAAGAACCCGAUGUGAGCAUUGAUGUGGUAGACAGUGACAAAUGCGCAAAGGAUUCGAACGGUCGUAAUUGCGAAGAUCCGGUAGGGGAGUUAUGCAUGGAUAAUAAAGUACCGGAUGACAAUUCAGGCCAGUUAUUUAUUCAAAAUUUUAAGGGCGAUGGUUGCAGCGGCAGUGGCGACCAGCCCUUGGAGGGGGAGUCUUCUGGCGUGGUCACUUGCGGUGUGGGCAAUACUGCUAACUGCAUGGAUGACGGCCCGGCCGAGGAGCACCCCCAGUUCGAGGUGCAAAGCGAGGAGGUAGCCAAGUGGAAAAAAAGGGGGAACUCCCGAUUUAUUAAAAGGGAAACAAAUUUGAGAAGCGACACCCAUGAAGAGAAGAAAGACGUGGUUAUGUCUUUAGGGAAUGAACCCAGUCUGUUGAAUCCUGUCAGUCACAUAGGGUGCGGCAAAGUGGGUAGGAAAAAAGGCAGACGGGAGAAGAGUGUAAGCAGUGCAAAGAUGGAAGAUGAUGGUACCGCCUUUCCAUUUGCCCCCAUGGGGUGUAACGUGAAAGAGUACAGCGGCGGUAACAGUGGCCACAACAGUGGUCACAACAGUAACGGUAAUGGCGCAGGCCAAUUUGAAAAAAGCCUAUUGAAUAAGACAGGCGGAAGGAAGAAGGGGACACUUUGCAAGGGGAAAAUAAAAACGAAGAAAAAAAUCCCACAAAAGAAAAAGUCCAAGUGUACCCUCAAAGGGAACUCCGCAAGUAACCGAAUCAAGUAUGAGACAACGCACGCAGGAAAGACUAAGUUAAAAAAUGAAAAGAAGAGUUACGUAAAGGACGAGCUAUAUUAUAAUUAUGGAGACAGCUACAAUGGUGCGUAUGAUGAUGGAGGUGUACACGACUUAAGUGAUAAAUUUUCUAAUAUAAAUAUUAGCAAGCAUUUUUUUUUAAAAAUGGACGAUGAUGAUGAGGAAGAAGAGGAGGAGGAGGGGGACGGGGACAGGGGUUAUGACGAUGCGUGUUCGAGUAGGAACAGUUCCAUGUCUCUUAACUUGGCUAAAAAAAAUUUCCAGAAAAAAAUUAUCAUCCUGGAUGAGCGUUCCAGUUGGGGUGGAGGCAGCGUAAGUGGUAAGGGUAAUGGAUGCUCUGCGGAAGGAGCAUCUGUCGCCCCUGAACAGGGCCCCACCAAUGGCAGCAACAUUAACGAUGCUAGCGGCGUGAAUCACGUUAUAGGCGUGAACCACGUUAGCGGGGGUAACGACGUUAGCGACAGUAAGGGCGCAAAAAAAAUGAUGAAACGAAUCUUAACAAGCGAGGAAAGCACGACUCUGCUAAACAACGUAAAGGAAAUAAACAUGAAGAGGUUCAACUUCAACAACAUUAUUUCUAACAAGGACUCUCUAAUGGAACAGUUCAUAUUAUAUAACUUAUUCUCUUAUGACAUCACUAUACUUAAAAGGCCCCUCAAAUUUAUUUACACGUAUUGCUUGUUCAAAAAUUUAAGAUUGUAUUACCAGAUACAGGACAAAAAUGUGUAUAUCGAUGAGAAAGCCAUUCCUAACUGUCGCAUCAAGGACAACCUGAUCGACACUCACUCGAUCAUAUUAGGCAUGUACGAGAAUUACUGCAGGCAUUUGAACCGAGGUAAAGUACCCAUUGCUGAUUUUAUAAACUUGAAUUAUUUUAACAUUCACAAUGUUAAAUUUGCGAAGAAGAAUGUGCAACACAAUAAAAGCUACGAUGAUAAUAUUUUACCGGAGAAGGACAAUAGGCAGAUCAGCUCCAUGUAUAAAUUUAGGCCUUACCUGUAUUCCAACUGCUCGAAUGAUGAGAAGGAUUUCCCUGGGGAAGCUGUGGAUGCACAAAAGGGAGGUGUCGGUAAGGUGGAAAAAGGGGGGGGAGAGAAAACGGUGAUACGUGCAGAGCAGUUGAGUGCGAUGAACAAUGAUGCCUCCAACGAGAGCGUCAAACUGUUUGAAGACACCUCCCCUGUAACGUGCAAGGGGGAGGAUAUCCAGGGCGCUUCUGCACAUUUGCCGCAUGAGAGCCAAGUGGUGGAGGAAAAGGGAGAAGACUGCAAGCAGAUCGAGUGCAAGGUCGUGAUGAAUGAAGCUGUCAUGGGGGAGGAGGAACUGUGCGAUGAAGUAGUGGAACAGGUGGAAGAGGACCCCGUACCCGUGCAGAAGGGGCGCAAGAGGAAGAUGCAGGUGGGGGGCACCAAAGAUGGGGCAUCUGAUUUGGCAAGUAAGAAACAGAAGGGGGAAGAAGCAGUUGUAGGGGAUGGCGCAAAUGGAAGUCAGGACAUGCAGGGUGGAAAUGCCGCUUUAGGAGAAAAUGAGGACGUACAUCAAGUGGGAAGUGAGUCCAUCCACGAGGUCUUGCCCCUAUGCCAGGUGAAGACAGAAACACCUGACGUUGUGGAGUGUGAGGAGAAGGCACAAUGUGAUGAUGUGGUCACCGUAGUGGCUCGCGUAAAGAAUGAAGAGAAGGAAGAAAAGGUGGGUGAAGGAAAAGACUACAGCUGCAUGGUGAUCAUCCCCCCUGAUGAUGACGAUGAAGUGGGAGGGACGGUAGUAAAGAGUGAGAAGUGGGUAAAGGAACAACCCGUGACGCCAGACGGGAGGAGAAAAAAUGUAACACACAAGUAUAACGAAGCGCUCACAAAGGAAGGCAUCGCAGAAGAGGGAGAGGCCAAAAAGAAAGUGCUGAUGCGGAAUAGAAAUGUCAAGGAGGAAAAUAUAAUAAAAGAGGGAAAGCUGGAGAGGGCGUGUAAAGAAAGAAGCGCAUCCAACGUGUCGUCCAUGAGGAAAGGAAGGAAGAAUUUUUUUUGUAACAAUAAUUUGUCUCUUAUGAAGAAUAGAAGAAGGAGAAGUGGAGGUAUUUCUUCAAGGAAGACAAAGAAGAAGACAGAGGAGAGGGGAAGCAAGGGAGGUGAAAACUAUUUUAAAAAAAAAAAUUCAGACACUAGUGAUCACACAGAAUAUGCAGAGGACGUAAGUGAAUUGGAAAAUGUUAAUGUCAUGCUGUUGGAGAGGAUAAAAAAUAAUUACAAAAUGAUGAUGCAAAAUAAUCGGCUGAAUAAAAAGAGGAGGGAGGAGAAAAUGAUGUUGAUGGGUGGUGGUGGUGGUUACUCGGCCGCUACACCUGGGGGUGGUUUUGGCAGGACUGAUAACUGUGUGGGGUAUGAGAGUGGGAUUGUUGGAGGGGGCAUGAAUGGGACAGGUAUUGGGGAGGGUGGUGCAAACGGUUACAACUCGUCCGGUGUGAAGAAUAGCAUAAGUGCAUAUCACCACGGUGGUGCUAACAGUGAUGAUAAAUUGAGUGGAGGUAAGUUGGGUAUAAUGCAAGAGGGAGAUAAAACCGGUAUGUACAGAAGCGGUAGCAAUAAUGAACUAUGGGACAAGGAAAGGAAAUAUUUGCUGUCAGUGGACUGGCUUUAUAAUAACAAUUUUAAUAUAUUAGACAUCAAGGUGAACACUCAUUUUUCUCACAACUACCACAUAGCAUUAUUUUUUUUAUGUAAAUACACAUCGUAUAAUCUUUUUUUGCAUCCUAUUAAUAAGAAUGAGCAUAUUGUUUCUUCAGUAAUUUUGAAUUCAAAAAAUGAAGUGCUAACGGAUAAUGGGAAUUUUUUUGUACUGAGAUAUUUAUUAUCCUUUUUAAGUAAUAAAAUUUCUAGCCUUAGAAAAUGUUAUGCGAAUGCCUUAUACAAUUCUUACUUGUUACAAAUGCCCAUACGUAUUUUCCGUCACAAUAAUUUGAAAACCAAGUACAGCCCCAACUACGGUAUACGAUAUGAUGGCAUAUAUAAAAUUGUGAAUGCCUUUACCAUUAAUGAUUAUUCUACAUCAGAGUAUAAGAGGGACAUUUUGUAUGUGUUUAAGAGGUUGUAUGUGGACAAGUGUUUUAUUCCCCGGAACUGCCGCUUCUACGAUAGCCAGUGCGAGAGGAAGAAGUACUUGAUUGAGAAGAAUUCUGUUUCUAUUAACGUUUUUUUGGGUAGUGAAAUGAUUAUGACUCUGACUGUUCCAUAUUUGAAGAAUUAUAAAUCGACUACGUUUAUGAAUUUCAAUCACAUUUACAAGUUUAUUCGGCGCAGGUGUAUUAAGGAGAAGCUUGCUUCCAAGUGGGUGCGUAGUGAUGUGCGCAUGUACGAGGCGUGCAAGCGGAAGUUGCGUCAGGAGGGGGGGGAUUUGGGGGUGGCUGGGCGUAAGCCGGGCGGUCGCCCAAGCAGCGCACGUACAGGGGAGACUGCAAAUGGUGGCCCCCCGACUGGGAGAGGGGGCGCGGAAACGUUCCCCUUUUGGUGUCGAGGGAAAUAUCUGCCGCUGGUACUUGUCCUGGAGACGCUGAAUUUUGAAAAGGAGAUUAACGAAAACCAAAGAAUUAGAACGAAGAAUUUCAAGAACCUCGAAAUUUCCAUACGUAAGACAGAAAUACCCAUAAAUUGUGAAAUGGCAAAGAGGCCAGCUCAUUUGUUCAUCCCGAUCAAAAGCAAAGAAGCAAUAGCCGCUCACAUCGAAUUGAAGAAGCCAUUCGAGGAUACAUGGAAUCCAUAUGAAGACCUUUCAGCUGGAAAAGAGAAAUUUAAAAUACCAGUAGAAAACACGGUGGAUGAUUCUCUCCCCCCUAUGAAUUUUACCUAUGUGGAUAAGACUUUAUUUUUUUCUAGGUUGCCUCCAUAUAAUUUAUUACCACUGUGUUCAGGGUGCGCUCCACAAAAUUAUAGUAAAAAGGAGUUUGAUGAAAUUUAUAUUAAUGGGUACUGUAAGGCGUUGCGGCAUAAACGAACGAACAGAAUUUAUUGUGAUGGGAACAAGAACUACGACAUUAACGACUUUAAUGUGUUGGCUGCUUGCUCAGGGAACUGUCUUUGUGACCCUUUGAAAUGCACCAAUAAGUUUCCUGAAGGUUUGCACUACCCUGUGAAGGUGGUGAAGACACGAGACAUAGGAUGGGACAUCGUUUCCUCGUCUUAUAUAAAAGCUAACUCAUUAAUUAUGCAUUACGUUGGGGAAAUCACCACCAGGAAGGAAAUGAUUUCUAGGGAGCACGAAUAUGAUAAGAAGGGGUACUUUAACUACUUCAUUGAAACAGCAGAGGUGGAUGAAACUUACACGGACGAUUGGAAGAUCCCAUGCAUUGACGCUCUGUUUAUUUCGAAUGUGGCUCGUUUCUUAAACCACUCAUGCGAGCCGAAUGUGAAUGUGAUAACCAUUUGGCGCGGCGACAAUUACCCCUCCGUUGGGAUCUUCGCCUCCAGGGACAUCAAGCCGGACGAGCCGCUCAAGUACCACUACGGCAUCAACUAUAAGAAUAUCAAGUGCAUGUGCAAUUCGAAGAAGUGCAAGGGGUACAUCGGGUGA